AUGUCCCGCCAAGUGAAGGACGAAUUUUUGCGGCACUACACGGUCUCGGACCACCGGACCCACCCCAAGGGCUACACCGAGUACAAAGUGACCGCACAGUUCAUCUCAAAAAAGGACCCGGAGGAUGUCAAAGAGGUGGUGGUCUGGAAGCGGUACAGUGACUUCCGUAAGCUACAUGGAGAUCUGGCCUAUACCCACCGCAACCUCUUCCGCCGCCUGGAGGAGUUCCCAUCUUUCCCUCGUGCACAGGUGUUUGGCCGGUUUGAAGCCUCCGUAAUCGAGGAGCGGCGAAAGGGGGCUGAGGAACUGCUCCGAUUCACCGUGCACAUCCCAGCGCUCAACAACAGCCCCCAGCUCAAGGAGUUCUUCCGGGGCGGGGAGGUGACACGGCUCUCCGAGGUGUCCAGGGACCUGCACAUUCUGCCACCACCCCUGAUCCCCACAUUGCCCUCUGAGGAGUCCCGGAUGCUCCAGCCACUUCCUGCAGAGAGGAGGGGCCUUGAGGAGCUGGAGGUGCCAGCGGAACCCCCACCAUCCAGCCCUGCCCAGGAGGCCCUGGAUCUCCUCUUUACCUGUGGGAGCACCGAGGAGGCCACCAGCAACCCUGCCCAUGGUCCACUCACCGAGGCUGAGCUGGCCCUCUUCGACCCCUUCUCCAAGGAAGAAGAAGCAGGCCCCAGCCCCCGCCACUUAAGUGAGCUGUCAGUGAUGGAAGGAGAACCUGGAAGGCUGGACCAGGACCCCUGGGAGCCAGGAGGGCAGGACAAGGAUGAGGAAGGAAGUCCCACCCCUGCCUACCUGAGCCAGGCCACGACACUUAUCACCCAGGCUCUGCGGGAUGAGAAGGCAGGUGCCUACCCUGCAGCUCUGCAGGGCUACCGAGAUGGCGUGCAUAUCCUGCUCCAGGGGGUCCCCGGUGACCCAUCCCCUGCUCGCCAGGAAGGUGUAAAGAAAAAGGCAGCUGAAUACCUGAAGCGAGCAGAAGAGAUCUUAAGACUGCACCUGUCCCAGCUCCCACCUUGA
Chrysochloris asiatica (Cape golden mole) is the source of this 1023-nucleotide messenger RNA. RefSeq names its product sorting nexin 15 (gene SNX15). Gene Ontology annotation, molecular function: phosphatidylinositol binding. Lineage: Eukaryota; Metazoa; Chordata; Mammalia; Afrosoricida; Chrysochloridae. The coding region runs from base 1 to 1023 and encodes 340 amino acids. The transcript has 8 exons. The record is from RefSeq and is a predicted model, not a curated record.